UGGACAGCUGCUUUCCUGUGUCAUGUAGAGCCCUGUAUAACCUCUACAUGGUUUUUACUUGUUUAACAUGGAACUUUGUUCGACGGUUUCGGACAAAACAUGGAGCAGUACGAGCAGGUCCUGUGUUUGGGCCAUGGUGGAGCAGCUGAUGUGUUCCUGAUGAGGCAUGUGGAGCGGAAGAGCCUGCACGCAGUGAAGAGGGUGAAAGUGGAGGAGACGAGAGAGGCUAAAACCCAGAGGGCUGUUUUCCAAGAGGCUGACAUCAUCAGGAAGCUGGAGCACCCUAACAUAGUGACAUGCAGCGACGCCUUUGUGAGCCCCGACGGUGGAUUCAUUUACAUUGUGAUGACUUACUGUGAUGCCGGGACGUUAGAUGACAAAAUAAAAGAGAGGAAACCAGGGGAGCUAUUCACAGAGGACACUGCGAUGGGGUGGUUUGUGCAGGUGACCACGGCUGUACAUUUUAUACACAUGGCUAAAAUACUACACAGGGACAUCAAAACCUCAAAUGUACUGCUGACAAAGCAAGGUGUAGUAAAGUUAGGGGACUUCGGGAUAUCCAGAGUACUGACCAACACAGCUGAUCUGGCCUCCACAUGUGUCGGGACGCCCAGCUACCUCAGUCCUGAGCUCUGUCAGGAUGUCCCCUACAGCUCCAAGUCCGAUAUCUGGGCUCUCGGCUGUCUGCUGUACGAGCUCUGUGCUCUCAGGCCUCCAUUUGCAGCCUCAAACCUCAUGAGUCUGUUAUACAAGAUCACCAGAGGGGAGUAUGACCCCGUGCCUGACGUGUUCUCAGAUGACAUCUCCUCUCUGAUAAAAGGGAUGCUCAGCCUUGACCCAGAAAGCAGGCCGAGUGCUGGCUGUGUACUUAGCAGCGCCUAUGUGAAGAUUCACCAAGAAAACAUCAAAGACACAGAGACUGACUCUGCUCCUGUGGGGAAGAGCUGUGACAUUAAUACAGGUGGAAAAAACUCCUCACUCGGGUCACAGAUCCUCAGCCAACCACUCUUAUGGGAAGAGAAAGAACACACUAUCAGUGAUGAGGAGGCGAAUUGUGAUGAUUUGUGUGUCGAAGGAAAGAACCACUGUGACUGCCACUAUCCUGAGGACUUUGAUGAAGAUGACAGUUUGUCCUCUGUAGAGGACUGCAGCGGAGACUCAGGGUCUCUGAUGAGGAGCGAUUCUGCCGAGCCCACUGGUAAUGUAGUGCUGGACACAUACACUGAAACAUCUUUUAAACGUGGUUAA
This is a messenger RNA of Pleuronectes platessa (European plaice), 1248 nucleotides long. It is a transcript of the gene nek12, whose product is annotated as NIMA-related kinase 12. Gene Ontology annotation, biological process: protein phosphorylation. The record is from RefSeq and is a predicted model, not a curated record. The transcript has a single exon. Gene Ontology annotation, molecular function: ATP binding; protein kinase activity. Bases 100 to 1248 code for a protein of 382 amino acids. Lineage: Eukaryota; Metazoa; Chordata; Actinopteri; Pleuronectiformes; Pleuronectidae.